This is a messenger RNA of Neomonachus schauinslandi (Hawaiian monk seal), 2461 nucleotides long. RefSeq names its product C-type lectin domain containing 14A (gene CLEC14A). NCBI's taxonomy places the organism in Eukaryota, Metazoa, Chordata, Mammalia, Carnivora, Phocidae. The record is from RefSeq and is a predicted model, not a curated record. Gene Ontology annotation, molecular function: extracellular matrix protein binding; extracellular matrix binding. Gene Ontology annotation, cellular component: extracellular matrix; external side of plasma membrane. Bases 88 to 1557 code for a protein of 489 amino acids. Gene Ontology annotation, biological process: cell migration. The transcript has a single exon.
GGCGGUGACCGCGCUCUUGGGACAGCUCCGCGCCCUCGGGCGGGACAGAUCCAAGUUGGGAACAGCUGUGGGAGCAGGGCCUCCAAGAUGAGGCCGGCGCUCGCCCUGUGCCUCCUCUGGCAGGCUUUCUGGCCUCGGCCUGGCCGCGGCGAGCACCCCACCGCCGACCGCGCGGGCUGCUCGGCCUCUGGGGCCUGCUACAGCCUGCACCACGCUACCAUCCAGAGGCUGGCGGCCGAGGAGGCCUGCAGUCUGCGCGGCGGGGCGCUCAGCACCGUGCGCGGGGGCGCCGAGCUCCGCGCGGUGCUUGCACUCCUACGGGCAGGCCCGGGGCCCGGAGGCGGCUCCAAAGACCUUCUGUUCUGGGUGGCGCUGGAACGCGGGCGAUCCCACUGCACCUUGGAGAACGAGCCGUUGCGGGGUUUCUCCUGGCUGUCCCCCGACGUCAGCGGGUCCGAAAGCGACACGCUGCAAUGGGUGGAGGAACCCCAACGCUCCUGCACCUCUCGGAGUUGCGCGGGACUCCAGGCCACCCGGGGGGUCGAGCCCGCAGGCUGGAAGGAGAUGCGUUGCCACUCGCGCGCCAAUGGCUACCUAUGCAAAUACCAUUUUGACGGCUUGUGCCCUGCGCCGCGCCCCGGGGCCGCCUCUAACUUGAGCUACCGCGCGCCCUUCCAGCUGUACAGCGCGGCGCUGGACUUCAGUCCCCCAGGGACCAAGGUGAGUGCGCUUUGCCCCGAGCAGCUCUCCAUCACAGCCACCUGCAUCGCAGACGAGGUCAGCGCGCGCUGGGACGGGAUACCCUCCGGGGCCGAGCUCUGUCCCUGUCCCGGGAGGUACCUCCGUGCUGGCAAAUGCGCGGAGCUCCCUACCUGCCUAGACGACUCGGGAGGCUUUGCCUGCGAGUGCGCCUCGGGCUUCGUGCUGGGGAAAGAUGGACGUUCUUGUGUAACCAAUGGGGAAGGACAGCCGGCCCCUGAGGGGACCAAGGUGCCCACCAGGCCGGCCACUGCUGCCAGCCCGGUCCCGAAGAGAACGUGGUCGCCCACAGUACAUGAGAAGCCAGGAGAGGUACCGCAUGUCCCUGGACAAGGCAGUUCAGCAACAUCUAUUCCCGAGAUUCCUCAGUGGGGAGCACAGAGCACGAUGUCUACCCUUCAGACGUCCCCUCAAGCCAAUUCGAAGGCCGCCAUCACCUCUUCAGGAAGCGUGAUUCCCAAGUUUAAUUCCACGUCUUCCUCUGCCAUUCCCCAACCUUUCGACUCCUCCUCCACCGUGGUCUUCAUACUUGUGAGCAUAGCGGUCGUAGUGUUGAUUAUCUUGACCAUGACAGUGCUGGGGCUUUUCAAACUCUGCUUCCACAAAAGCCCUUCCUCCCAGCCAAGAAAGGGGCCCUUGGCCCAGCCGGCCAUGGAGAGUGAUGCUGAAGCCGCUGCUCUGCGUUCCAAUUCUGUACAUUGCACAGACAGUGGGGUGAAGGUGGGGGACUGUGGUUUGCGGGACAGAGCAGAGGGCGCUUCGCUGACAGGGUCCUCUCUUGGCUCUGGUGACACAUAGGGAAACGGGACAAUGGGCACUUCUUCUGAGCAGAGUUUUUCACUUUCAAUGAAAAGGGAAAAGAAGAGGAACUUAUUUAUGGGACUAUUCUUAUAGAAAAUCCCCUUCCCCCAAAUUCCCUCUCCUUCACUGAGGAGCCACAUCUGAACUGGACGCUCAUUGCCUGAAGGUGGAAGAGGUCAAAGUGCCUUAUGGUGGUACUGAGGGCUGGGAUCCUACUGGGGAGAGGUGUUUACUUGUGCUGAUUCUGGGGGACUUGGAGAAGUGGUUGAACUUUUAAGAUAUUGCAAGCAAAUAGAAAACAAUACAAUUUUAAAAAAUUUAACCAACAUGGAAAGGAAACUGUCUAUAUUGUUCAGGCUGGACAUAUAUUGGUUUGAAAUUCCCAGGCAAAAAAUAAAGGAUUGUUGAUAACCCACACUCAAAUAUCAUUGGUCUCCUGGAGGAUUGAUUAUUUAGGAGAAACAGCUGAGGGGCAUGCUCAGACUAGCAACAAGAGUUGCUGCUCUUAGAUUGAAGGGGAAAUUUUCAAGUCCUUGUAAUGAGGAGUAGAUCUUUAACAACUAGCAACUUUUUCCUUGGUUCUUUUAUACUUUGCUUUCAAAGUCACUACUACUUAUGUGCUCUGCUAUAAAUCCAAACUGUAGUGUUGCCAGAGUAGCUGGCUCCGGAAGCAAAUUAUAGUUGACCACCAAUUUAAGUGUUUACUGUGUGUCCUUGCUCAAGGAAACAAAUGAUUUGUGUUUUCCUUUUCCAGUGUUUGUGCUCUCCAGUGUAAUGACCUUCCCAACCAAAUAGCCCUCUCCUAAACAUCAGGAUGCUGAUCCUCACUUCCAAUUAUGGCGAUGUUAAUUUCCAAUUAAAACGUUAAUGCUAAGUAUUGAUUUGAAAUCUUCUGGGUGCA